Messenger RNA from Danio aesculapii, 1044 nucleotides. RefSeq names its product trace amine-associated receptor 10 (gene taar10). Gene Ontology annotation, cellular component: membrane. Gene Ontology annotation, biological process: G protein-coupled receptor signaling pathway. The transcript has a single exon. Gene Ontology annotation, molecular function: trace-amine receptor activity. The coding region runs from base 10 to 1044 and encodes 344 amino acids. The record is from RefSeq and is a predicted model, not a curated record. NCBI's taxonomy places the organism in Eukaryota, Metazoa, Chordata, Actinopteri, Cypriniformes, Danionidae.
CAACCAGAGAUGGACCUAAGCAAUUCAACACAGAUUCCAUUUGACAGAGGGCUUGUUCUCUGCUUUGAGUCGAUCAACAACUCCUGCGUGAGAUAUAUCUACCCAUCUGAGGUCCAAAUUUUGCUCUACUUGUUCUUCAGUGCCAUAGCGUUCAUCACAGUAUGUGGGAACCUGCUGGUCAUCAUAGCCAUCCUUCAUUUCAAGCAGCUUCACACACCGACUAACUACCUCAUCUUGUCUCUGGCUGUGGCCGAUCUGCUAAUCGGAGGAGUUGUGAUGCCUCCCAGCAUGCUGCGCUCCAUCCAGACCUGCUGGUAUCUGGGAGAUUUGUUCUGUAAAAUACACAGCAGCGUUGAUAUUAUGCUAUGCAUCACAUCUCUUUUGCACAUAUCCUUUAUUUCUAUUGAUCGCUAUUAUGCUGUGUGUCACCCUCUCCAAUAUCGAAGUAAAAUCACACCGCCUGUUUCCUUCACGAUGAUUUCUCUAAGCUGGGGUCUAGCAGCCUUUGUUGGAUUUUCUAUGGUGUGUCUACAACUCAAUAUUUUGGGUUCGGAAGAGUUUUACUUUGAUAAUGUAGCUUGUAAUGGAGCUUGCAUCAUAUUUCAAACCCCUGCAGCAAGUAUUAUGUCUUCAUUUCUUGCUUUCGGCCUUCCUGCAGUAAUCGCUGUCAGUAUUUAUCUAAAGAUUCUCUUUGUUGCACGAAGGCAGUCCAAAUCUAUACAAAAUGUCAGCAAUAAAAACAGCUUAUCUGUGAACAAAAGUGAGAGGAAGGCCACCAAAACACUGGCUAUCAUAAUGGGGGUGUUUUUUAUCAGCAUCUCGCCCUUUUUCUACUGCAAUUUAGUGGAUCCGUUCAUCAAUUACACAAUAUCACCGGCUGUAUUUGAUGUGCUUUUGUGGAUUGGGUAUUUUAAUUCUCUGUGCAACCCUUUUGUGUAUGCAUUCUUUUAUAGGUGGUUUAGAAAAGCCCUAAGAAUCAUUCUUUUGGCCAAAAUAUUUCAUGUGAAUUCUUCACAGCUUGACUUGAUGGGACGGCAUGAGUAG